Molecule: messenger RNA, 1310 nt
Organism: Centrocercus urophasianus (Greater sage-grouse)
Lineage: Eukaryota; Metazoa; Chordata; Aves; Galliformes; Phasianidae
Gene: PTGES3
Product: prostaglandin E synthase 3
Exons: 7
Coding region: 16-510 (164 amino acids)
Biological process (GO): telomere maintenance via telomerase; telomerase holoenzyme complex assembly; chaperone-mediated protein complex assembly
Cellular component (GO): cytosol; nucleus
Molecular function (GO): Hsp90 protein binding; protein-folding chaperone binding; prostaglandin-E synthase activity
Source: RefSeq, a predicted model, not a curated record
GACCUGUGCAUCUUGAUGUGUGUCUGCAGGCAGCCUGCUUCUGCCAAGUGGUACGACCGGAGGGACUACGUCUUCGUGGAGUUCUGCGUGGAGGACAGCAAAGAUGUCAAUGUAAACUUUGAAAAGUCCAAGCUCACGUUCAGUUGUCUUGGAGGAAGCGAUAACUUUAAGCAUUUAAACGAAAUCGACCUUUUUAAUAAUAUUGAUCCAAAUGAAUCAAAGCAUAAAAGAACAGACAGAUCUAUCUUGUGUUGUUUACGAAAAGGAGAAUCUGGUCAGGCAUGGCCAAGGUUAACAAAAGAGAGGGCAAAGCUCAACUGGCUCAGCGUGGAUUUCAACAACUGGAAAGACUGGGAAGAUGAUUCAGAUGAAGACAUGUCCAAUUUUGAUCGCUUUUCUGAGAUGAUGAACAACAUGGGUGGAGAUGACGAUGUAGACUUACCAGAAGUAGAUGGGGCAGAUGAUGACUCACCAGACAGUGAUGAUGAAAAAAUGCCAGAUCUGGAGUAAAGAAAACUGUCGUCUUCAGGGUUUGGGGAAAGAACUUCAUCACAUUUCAUAAUUGAGAUAAGAAUUCCUGAGUUGAUAGCCCUAAGGGGAGAUAUUGCAUCCUUUAACCCAUUUUUUUCAGUCCAUUUUAAAUGGCUUCACUGAUGGUAGGUGUGUACCAUUGUGCGGGGCAGUCUUAAGCCACGAGAGGCAAUAAAUGACGUUAUGCAUGAAUUCCAGACUUCCAAAAACCAAUUGAGGUAUGGGCAAUCGAUCCGGAACAGUCGCAAUAAAGUUUACAGAGCCUCCUUGCCUCGUAGCAGACCUAAUAGCAGAGCAGGCCUUGCGUCCUGUGCUCGAUUGGCUUUUUCCCCCUUGUGGCCCACGGUUAAAUCUGACUUUUGUGCCCGGAACAAAAAAACUCUUCUUGGAUUUGGCUCACCAAAAUUUGAACAAGCUGCGCAAUACCUCUGUGGUGUCUUCAGGUGUGUUCCACUAAUGUUUUUAUUAAAAAGGAAACAAAAUUCUCUCUGUUUGCUAUUUAAUGGUUAGCUGUGUGUGUCCUGGUGCCCCGCGCCGUGAGGGGUGAGGCCCAAACUCCACCCCCACCCCAUGGAUCCGUGGGGCCGCGUCGUUGCUUGUGGAUCUGUACGUGAGACCAAAUGUAUUUGCACUGCUGGUAUGGAAGCAAGUGACAACAUCUGUUCUACCCGACGGGGCUCUUUGUUACCCGGCCAGGCUGACAAACCUCAAUUUCUGUUCAGAGCGGUGGGAAUUUUUUUAAUGUCUACAUUCUUUCUAAUAAACUGUUGAAGACUCCA